Trichophyton benhamiae CBS 112371 is the source of this 1206-nucleotide messenger RNA. RefSeq lists its product as uncharacterized. The coding region runs from base 1 to 1206 and encodes 401 amino acids. The record is from RefSeq and is a predicted model, not a curated record. The transcript is spliced from 2 exons. Lineage: Eukaryota; Fungi; Ascomycota; Eurotiomycetes; Onygenales; Arthrodermataceae.
AUGACGCAGUCAGAGAGGGAGAGUCGCGACUUUAUUGCUCAGUGUAGAAAGGCCGCGAAGGAGUUUAACGCCUGCCGCAUCGCAGAGGGCAAGGAACUGCAUUCAGCGGCCGUCGGGGCUGCUGACUCGCUUCCGCCCCCGGCAUCCUCUAAGCGGGAGGCUCAAGACGAGCACGUCGAUUCUGCUCGCCCCCCCAAGAGAGUCAUUUUCUGCGAUGCUCUAGAUAUAUCUGAUGGGGCUGCCAACGCGAUUCCUGAACGGACUUCUACUUUUGGUUUUGUGAGUGUUCUAACCUCGGUGACAGCCCAUCCCUGCUCCUUGAAGUGGAAAAACGUAAAUGUGGCUCCCGCUGAGCCCGAAGCCGGGGAGAGAAAUUCUACCCCCCAACCAGCGGCCAUCUCGAGCCCUGCAUCCAGCCCUGGGUCCACCACUAGCUCCAGCAGCACCGACACCAGCGACAGCAACUCGUUCGUGGCGGUGCCUGAGCCCUUUCAAAGUCAUGUCACCCCCCCGGCAGCGCCGGAGCAUGAUGUAGCGUCCGCCAGCAAGGGGUCUCCUGUGCCCAAAAAUAUUAAUAAUAAUAUGGAAAUGCUAAUCAGCCAUGCGGAUGCUAUGAACCGGUGCAUGAGCCAGACUUAUUUCAAACUGUCUGAGUUUCAAACCUGGUCCAUGGAAAAUACAACCGCUCUCGAGACAAGAUUGACUAAUCUUGAGAAUAAACUAGUUGACCAGGAUGCCGCCUUUCAGCGCAGCAUGGCUAGCCUCGAGACUCAGCUGGCUACAGUUUGCAACCUGGAAGACCUGCUUUUUAACUCCAACGGUAAAAUGGCAAAGUCCAUGAAGCAACUAGCUGAUCUCAAUGUGAAGCUAGAUGGUGUCGAUGAUGAUUUGGAAAGGGAGCAUAAGAAGUCACAGACUAUCUUGGUUGAUAUAUCUACCAAAAUUGACAGCAUUAUCCGGGACAUCAGCAACCUUCACAGCCUCGCUCACCGGCAAGGGCCAGCUCUCAGCCGAGUCGAGGCAUGUAGCAAUCGGGUUGAGGCGUGUAGCAAUCGAGUCGAGGCGCUGGAAGAAGAAAUUCUCGCUCGCUUGGGAGAUGGCCUUCAUGGUCAUCCGAGCCUUGAUUUCGAGAACACCACGGCAAUCAACAUCCCAAAGAAGACAGCAACAUCCGAAACAAUAGAACCCCCAGUAGCCCCCGAAUGA